Anopheles stephensi (Asian malaria mosquito) is the source of this 873-nucleotide messenger RNA. Its product is annotated as putative nuclease HARBI1. The transcript is spliced from 4 exons. The coding region runs from base 263 to 859 and encodes 198 amino acids. The record is from RefSeq and is a predicted model, not a curated record. Lineage: Eukaryota; Metazoa; Arthropoda; Insecta; Diptera; Culicidae.
UGAUGGUGAGGAUGAUUAUACAAAUCUUGCAGCAUACCGAAGGCAUUUGCGGAAACAGCUAGAUCCGCUUGAAUUACCAGAUAAAACGUUUAUUCAAAAUUUUCGACUUUCGAAGGCGCUGUUUAUUGAAAUUCUUGGCAAAAUAGCACCGUUUAUUGCCCCUAAACAUAACCGGGGAUUAUCAGCAAAGGAAAAGUUGGCGACAACUUUACGGUUUUUGGCACAAGGAUCAUACCAGCAGGGUGUUGGUAACGAUUUCAACAUGGCAAUUGGGCAAUCAACUUUUUCCGAAACAUUGGAUCAAACCCUAUCCGCGCUGGAGCGUGAACUUGCCUAUGCUAUCGACAUAAAUAUGACAGAAGACGAAAAAUCAGACGCCAGGCAAUAUUUUUAUGCAAAAUUACCCGUACCUGGUGUAGUCGCGUGCAUCGAUGGGACGCAUAUUCGGAUAGUUGCUCCUCGAGACGACCCUAUUCAUUAUAACAACAGAAAAGGAUUUUACAGUCUUAAUGUUUUAAUGAUAUGUGAUCACAGGCAAAAAAUCCGAUUUGUGGACGCAAGGUUCAGUGGGUCUGAUCAUGACUCAUAUAUAUUCAAUUCCAGCCCGAUUUCUUCAUUUUUGGAAGAAAAAUGGAGAAGCGGAGAUCAAAUGUUUAAGAUCCUGGGAGAUUCCGCUUAUCCAUCACAACCAUGGCUAAUAAAGCCGCACAGAAAUGCCGAAUCCAAUACGACUGAAGCACUAUUUAACGAACAGCAUGCCAAAGCGCGUGCCAUUGUCGAACGAACAUUCGGUGUGCUCAAAGGACGAUUUCGCUGCAUUAAUGGUGAAAGGCAGCUACACUAUGCACCGAACAAAUGAGUUCGAAUUGUUAA